This is a messenger RNA of Spodoptera littoralis (African cotton leafworm), 1797 nucleotides long. NCBI's taxonomy places the organism in Eukaryota, Metazoa, Arthropoda, Insecta, Lepidoptera, Noctuidae. The record is from the annotation of a GenBank genome assembly.
AUGGAGUGCCGAUAUCAAUCUAUCUUUUUCGAAAAUAUGUGGAAAUAUGUCACGCGGAGGUUUCGGGAUACGUUGGAGCGGGGUGCUAAUCAAUUCGAUAGAUGCAGCUCCACCGUAGUCGGUAAUGGUGCUGUCAAUUUUUGUGAGGAGAAAAAUGACAGUCCACCUUGGUGGCUAUCAAUGCGUAGUUCUGAAUCCUAUCAGAACGAGAAUGAGCCAAACCAUCAGGAAUGGAGCCCCGAACAUCAAGACAGAAAUUGGAUGGGUGCCAUUACAUGGGAAAAUGGUGUGAACAUAAGUGAAAACCCGGAGAUACAUGCUGGCCCACCCUGCAAGUGGCUUGCACUCCGCAAAAGAUUUGAGUCCCACCAAGAUGACAAUGGUCCAAAUGACCACAAGUGGAACUUUGGACAUGGAGAUGGGCCAUGGUCGUGGGGAGGCAAGCCAUGGGAACAUGGUGCUGAAAAAGGAGAUGAAAACAAUGUGAAGAAGCCAGGGCCUCCCUCUAAAUGGCGUGGAUUCCGUUGCAAGUCUUUCCAGAAAGGGGAAGGUCCAGAUGCCGAGAAAUGGAGGGAACAUAGAGCUAGAAUUGCCAAGAUGUGGAUGGAUCCCAAAAAAUGGGAAAAUCGCAUGAAAGAACUUCAUGAGAGAGAUGAGAAACAUGUUGGUCCACCUCGUAAGUGGCAUGCACUUCGCUGUCAAACAUACCAAAACGAGAAUGAAAUGAAAUGGAGCAUUGACCACCCAGAGAAAACUUGGAUGAGUCCCAGAUCAUUGGAUAAUCAAUUGGAAACAGUAAAGGAAAAUAAUGAAGAAAAUCCAUCGAGUAAGUGGCUCCAACUUCGCAAAUGCUGCAAAUCGUACAACGAUGAUAAAGGCACUAACAGCAACAAAUGGGGCUUCCAACACUUGAACAAGACUUGGGUGGAUGCUAUAACAUGGAGUGGUGCAGCAGUUUUGGGAUGGUAUACUAGUCAAAUUAUACAUUUUAAAGUGAAGCAACAUUGCAGGAUUCUUGACAUUCAAGAGAAAGCAUGCGCCCCUGUUAACAACUUGGUGAAUUCUGUCCAGCCAUUCUUAUCAAGUGUAAACAAAAAUGACUUUUACAUUGAAUCCAUUUCCAAAAUUGGGAAAAUGUUCUCUGAAUUUACUCCCACUGUAUAUUUGAUGCCUAAUGACAGUGAGAAAGAUUUCAAAGACUUGCCUAAAGUUUCAAUCAAAGAGAAUGUAUCUGAGAAAACUAGUGUAACAAGAACUCUCAGUAAUUCUAGCUCUGAAACAUCUGAUGAUGACUUGGGUGAUGUGCUGAAUUCCAUUGAAAAUAGACUCGGCUUAGCGGCGAUUGAGAGUGGACACUAUCAAGAUGGACUAAGUUUACUAAGAUCUGCAGCUGAACGUAACCAUGCUCCAGCCAUUUACAAUUUAGGGUUGUGCUAUGAAAAGGGAUUAGGUGUAACUGCUAAUGAAAAAACGGCAAUGGAGCUAUACAAGUCGGCCGCCUCACUGGAUCACCCUGAAGCCCUGUACAAUCUGGGCAUUUACUACGGACAGGGUCGAGGCGGGCUCAAAGCUGAUCAGGAAACUGCGAUACGUUUGCUACGUCUCGCCGCAGUGCAGGGACAACAGGCUGCAGUCGAGGCUCUGAAGUAUCUCAACGUGAGUAUUUCUGAGCCGCGACACAAAGACGUGAACACAUGGACUUAUGACAAACAUUCAGAUUUUACAACAAACCCACAUGUCCCAACACCAAGCGGAAUGUUUGUCGAAAAUAUAAAUUACCUGCAGGCAGCAGUGUGA